Molecule: messenger RNA, 1461 nt
Organism: Hyla sarda
Lineage: Eukaryota; Metazoa; Chordata; Amphibia; Anura; Hylidae
Exons: 9
Coding region: 1-1461 (486 amino acids)
Source: RefSeq, a predicted model, not a curated record
AUGGAACAUCAAGGAUUGCUGAUAACAUUUAUGGAUGAUGGAUCACUGGAGACUGAAGAGUUGUCCAAGAACAUUGUCAGGAAAGAUGAGAGGCCCCUGUACAUUGUUACCAAUGAGAAGAGCCGGGACUAUGUGCUGCAGACAGCUGCCUGGAGGGAAGCCAAGGACAUGGAAAGCAAAGAAAACGUGGGUAAGGAAUGUUCUUCCAAAAGAAAACCCCCGACCUGUAGGGUCUGUGGCAGCUCUUUACCACAUGACGAUGGACAGAAGUUAAGUAAGGACUGCCUGAUCGAAGACUCGCCAGAUCCCACCCACAAGACGUGGUCCAAGAAAGUUAUAGAUUGGGUUGAAGACUAUGUUCAGUCAUCUUUGAAGGAAACAAAGGAUCCUCUAAGGGAGACGAAGAAGACGGCGCAGCAUCGAAAGUCUUUCUGCUACGGAAUCUCCACGAAGCUAUUUUCAGUUUUGUCCGACUUUGAGGUCAGCAUUAUCCACGUGUCUGAGGACUAUAUGGAACAUCUGAGACUGUUUCUCCAAGAAACUGAGGAGGUAGACGUCCUCCAGGAGAUCUGUCAACCAGCCGGAAAUUUCUUCUGCUCCUCAGACAGGAAUCAACGUGAAAAACAUCUCGAAGAUCUACUUAAUAUCGUGAAUAAUAAUAUUAAAACGUUGUGUAGCAGGUUGUACGACCCUAUCGGCAGUUCGCUUUGUGGCGCCCUGGUUACUCUUGUGGCCGCUGAAUUGGCAUCAACUCAUGGAAGAGCCCAGGACUUUGAUGACGAAGAGGAAGAUGUCCGUCGGCUUCCCAAGGAACCGGUGAUGACACAUCGUGAGUUUGAGAAGAUGGUAAAAGACUUCGAUGUGAAGACGGAGCUUAAGAGCGCCAUACGCUGGACCAAGAAGACUUACUCGCUCUACAGGAACAAAUCCCUCGACGGCUGGGUGCCGGUGGGAAAGACGCACUUACAGUCAGGAAGGAUCUUCUGUUUCGGCCUGUGCCUUAAAACUUUUUCCAUCUCUGGAUAUAAAUGGCAGGUCCAACUUUUUCAGAACUAUGAAGAUACACAUACUAUGGCCUCUUCCUUCCAUUUCAUGGCUUUUGCUAAACAUCUGAUGAUGUUUCGGGAGUGGAGAACAAAGUUGGACAUUCUUCGGAAGGCCAUAACCCAAAGAGAUGAUGUUAUCCAGGAGAUUUCGGAGCUGGCUGCAAGGUUCUUCUGUGACCGGAGCAGCAGGAGAGACAUUUUUAGAAAUUAUUUUCAAGAACAAAUUAAGGAAAAGUGCAAAAACAUCGGGAAUUCUCUGGAGGCAACUGAAGGACUUUAUGUUAUGGGGGUCGGGUUGGUGGUGCUGGGAGCAUUGUCUGCAUUGUCCAUCAAUACAGGGACAAUACAUUAUGGUAGUGGAAUACAGAAGGAUUCACAACACCUUAAGAAAAAAGUUGUUGAGCGUGUGUGUUAG